AUGGGUAGAAAAAAGACGCAAUUGGCUAUGUUGGCCCUUGCAGCCGUCACAAUAGCUGCUAAUGGUACCUCAGCUCUCCCCAUAGAUGAUAGUAGUAGCUUGGCAACUUUUCAUGAACAUCAACAUAAACACCAACUCGGUAAACGUUGCGAAGAUCAUGAGCACGGUCAAGCAGAAAUUUUGCCUGCAACAGAACCCACAGUAGCAACACAAGAUAAAAACUCGCAUAACAAAUCCAAAGAAAACGAAAAUGAACAUGGAAAAGGCAAAAGCAAGAAAAGCAAGAAAAGCAAGAAAGGUAAAAAAACUUCGAAAGCCAAAACAUCAACUACAAAUGCUGAAUCAAACAAAUCCGCUUUUCAUGAAAAUGCUCCAGUCGCUAGAAACAAAGACUCAAAUGUUAAGGUUAACGGCAAUGGAUAUGGCAGUGGUAAUAACUCGUCUAAGGAUAUCAAUGCAGAAGUUAACACUAAUACAAAGGACAACAGUAACUCGUCUAAAGAAGUUAACAGCAAUGCGAAUGAUAGCAGUAACACGUCUAAAGAUAUCAAUGCAGAAGUUAACACCAAUGCAAAGGAUAGCAGUAACUCGUCUAAAGAUAACAAUGCAGAAGCUAACACUAAUACAAAUGACAACAGUAUCUCGUCUAAAGAAGCUAACAGCAAUGCGAAUGACAAUAGUAACUCGUCUAAAGAUAUCAACGCAGAAGUCAACACAAAUGCAAAUGAUAACAAUAACUCGUCUAAAGAUAUCAACGCAGAAGUUAACAACAAUGCAAAUGAUAGCAGUAACUCGUCUAAAGAAGCUAACACCAAUGCGAAUGACAGUAGUAACUCGUUUAAAGACAACAACGCAGAAGUUAACACCAAUGCAAAUGAUAGCAGUAACUCGUCUAAAGACUCGCCCAAAGAAGCUAAUAGUAAUGCGAAUGACAAUAGUAACUCGUCUAAAGAUAACAAUGCAGAAGCUAACACCAAUGCAAAUGACAAAAGUAACUCGUCUAAAGAUAUUAACGCAGAAGUUAACACCAAUGCAAAUGAUAACAAUAACUCGUCUAAAGAUAUCAAUGCAGAAGUUAACACCAAUGCAAAUGAUAACAGUAACUCGUCUAAAGAUGUUAACGCAGAAGUUAACACCAAUGCAAAUGAUAGCAGUAACUCGUCUAAAGAAGCUAACAGCAAUGCGAAUGACGAUAAUAACUCGUCUAAAGAUAUCAACGCAGAAGUUAACACAAAUGCAAAUGAUAACAGUAACUUGUCUAAAGAUGUCAACGCAGAAGUAAACACCAAUGCAAAUGAUAGCAGUAACUCGUCUAAAGAUAGCAAUGCAGAAGUUAACACCAAUGCAAAUGACAGUAGUAACUCGUCUAAAGACAAUAACGCAGAAGUUAACACCAAUACAAAUGAUAACAAAGAAGCUAACAGCAAUGCGAAUGACAGUAAUAACUCGUCUAAAGAUAUCAACGCAGAAGUUAACACAAAUGCAAAUGAUAACA
Molecule: messenger RNA, 1495 nt
Organism: Ambispora gerdemannii
Lineage: Eukaryota; Fungi; Glomeromycota; Glomeromycetes; Archaeosporales; Ambisporaceae
Source: the annotation of a GenBank genome assembly